AUGAGCGACCAAGUGUCUGAUGAUCUGCUCUGGUCCUUAGACAAUUUGAUCAAGAAAGAUGCUGGUGCAGACAUUGAACGUGAUACCGAAUUAGUGCAAGCGAGUUUCUACACACAGGACAACAUGCUAGGAUGCUCUAUGAUUGGCAGGGAUUUGGUCUUUGGACGUCGCGAAUCUGUCAGAUUGUCGCCUGAUAAUAGUGACACGAUAGAAUGUUAUGGACGACCGACGGGAUUGAUGGGAUACGGCAUUGAGGAGGACGAAUUGGACGACGAUACUAUUGGUCCGAUCGAAGAACGCAUUCCGACCGCUUUGAGCGCCAUACAGCCAAGCAGUAGCAGUAAAUACGCCAGACAGUCGCCGAGCAGUCGCAGCUUCAGUGAAUAUACAGACAGGUCGUUGUCGUUUGCAUCUGAAGAAGAGCUGAGUGUCGAAAGCAUUUCAGCACCGUCCCCACAUCGGAAACGCUCAACGCGACGGCUGAGUGACGGAGACCAGGGAACCUACGAACAACGCAUUGAGGCGUCACUAGCUGGAUAUAUUACUCAAUCGCUGAAUGUUGAGUCACGUAUGGUCGCUGAGGAGCAAAUUGACCGACCCUUUACCAUGAAUGAUCUUGCUCACUUUGACCGGCAGUUCGGACGAGAGAUCUAUCUCGAACGACUUGGACAGAGUGUGCAAGAUCAGGAAGGUGGAGGCAAAUCUUUGGCAUCGUAUCGUAAAUCUACUAUGCAGAGGAUGUCCACGUCAGAAGAUAUAAUCCGACAGGGAUGGAUCUCGAAACGUGGAGAAGUGGUUCCCAGCUAUCGUAAACGCUGGUUUACGCUGCGUAAAAUGCCACAAGGACCGAUGCUGACGUACGCAAAGGACAGCGACGAAGGUUCUCCAACUAAAGUAGUUGAUCUCAGCUCGACAUCCCGCUGCAUGGUUGUCACGGGUAAGAAUGCGAAAGAACAUGAAUUUAAGGUCGUGACAUCUGCAGAUUCUUCACGACGUGAAUUCUACAUGGUAGCGGCCUCGAGCUAUGAGAUGACUCAGUGGGUGUGUGCGAUUCAAGCUGCAAUCAAUUCGGGGAAUCGCUCGACAUUUGAUGGCGCAACUGACUUCCAGCAGCUGUGGCAUGAAGCGGGAAUUCAGGGUUUCUUAGUUCGUUACGGGGUACGCAAGUGCAGCUCCCGGAAUCGACUUCAAACUAGAGUCCUCGAGCUGAACUUUGCUGAGCAGACCCUUACGAACUCACGGAGAGGAGAAACUCUUACAACAUUUCAUUUUACGGAUAUCCAUGGUGUAUCGGUGAGCAGUGUGCGUUCCCGUGGUGAGGAGUAUGGCAUCAUUAUUGAUUUCCACGGGCGACAUCGAUCCUGGCCGAUAUUCUUAGACACUGCGGAAGCACGUGAUGACUUAUUUGCGAUUUUGCGACGGAUUGUUGACAAUGUGGUAUCAGGCAACGACCUUGAAAAACGGUCAUCUCGCUUGACACUCAAAACUGGUCGUCUUGAGGCGAAGAAUGCUGGGCCACAUGCUACCUUGCGUGGCCGCUUAUUUGUAUGCCUUCACGAAAACUGUGUCGUAUUUUAUCCAGCAGACGGAGAUAGCAGCACACGUCCAUGGUAUGUCGUCGCUCUCAAGGGGCUCCGUGUUUCAAUCAGAGAAGAAAAGCGUUUACUUUAUAUUGGACGGUUGGCGCUAGGUUGUACAUCUUCAGCAGAGUGUCACGCUUGGUAUGAUGCCAUUGCAGCCGCUAAGUGUCUGCCUUCGGAGAUCAUUGAGAUUGAGCUGAAGGAGCGAGCGAAGAUCCGCUACGUUUUUCAGUCAUGUGUGGCUCGGCUACGAAAACUGCUUAAAGCUAAAGUGACGCCCGAGUCGAAUGGACCACCGAGAGAUCAGAAGACGAUGAACAUGAUGAUUAUGAAACUCUGGAAACUCGUCUUCCCACGCGAACCGUUUCGAUCAAAUAAUGAUCCAAAGUGGCUGGAGAUUGGAUUCCAAAGAGGAGGCCCAGCUUCUGAUCUUCGUUCAAGUGGCCUACUUGGUCUAUAUUGUCUCAUUUUUUUUGCCAGCUAUCCAUCGCACGAGUUCCAGCGUAUAUUGAAUCGUACGCGGCAUGGUGUAAGCGAAGGGAACAUGAGGAAUUACCCACUGGCGAUUGCAUGCAUCAAUGUGGCGUCGAUUCUGACUGAAACGCUCGGUUUGGGUGACGCUGGUACACAUUCGGAAGGCUGCUCUCCAAAUGCGAUGAAAACUUACAGUUAUUUGAUCGCGCAGAGUGUCAACAACAAGUCUCGGUCUACACAUGCAAUGAAGACAUACUUGUCGCCUACACCAUUAAGUGCUUAUGAGUCCUGGGAGGAGAUUAUCAAUGAACCGGAGAACCACGUGUUUGAGACGAUCUUUUGCCUGCUUUUUCCGGUCCUGGACUCGCUUUUCGUCGAAAUGGGGGCGGGAUAUAUGGAGUUUGGACAAGUCGUCAUAGCGUUCCGGCGCCGUGUAAGCAUUAUCUUCAAUGCUCAACCUAAAUCACUGAAGGAGCUGGAGAAGUUGGCGAAUGAGCCCUGCACCGACACACUAGCAGCUCCGACGGUGCUGAGUAAGCAGCACAAGAUAGGCAAGAUUAGUAGGGUCAAGAAAGUAGUCAAGGCGGGAGGCAUGUAA
Messenger RNA from Peronospora farinosa, 2652 nucleotides. The record is from the annotation of a GenBank genome assembly. NCBI's taxonomy places the organism in Eukaryota, Oomycota, Peronosporomycetes, Peronosporales, Peronosporaceae.